CAACCAGGGAAGAGGGUUUGCCGCCCUCCGUUGCCACUCCUCUGCAACGCCUCUGCCGGCGUCCUCCGCGCUCCACCAUAGGCUUCGACACCGCCCUCCGCCACCAGCCCUCCAUGCUCCGACUCGCGAAGAUGGCUCCUGGACGGAAACCGGCGACCUGGCCCUCAACCAGAUGUGAACCAGAAGUGGCAACUCAGGAUCAAGACCAACCUGCAAGAAUUACCAGGCAGAGGACUAGGGAUUUGGCUGCAGCUCGUAAAGAUACAACAGCAGAGCCACAAGAUGGUUCCACAGAAGAUGGGUUGAUGGCUGCCAAUGCUAAUACCCAGGCCAACAACCAGAAUGAGCUGUCUACUAAAGGUCGAUGUAUCAGCAAAAGUCACGUGAGCAGACAUGUAGGCAGAGAUUUGGAUAACAUUUCAAGAGGGUUAAGCAACAAGAUCCCAGUGCACAUCGCUGAAGGAAACCUACGGCCAGAGGUGCCUCUGCAAGCUGCAAAACUAGCAUCAGAGGGUGGUAUUAUUCUAUGGAACCAUGUCCCAAUCUUCACUCACUGGAAGCAUUAUAAGAGUGAAGAAAACGAAGGUGUUGUUAGGGACUUCAACAACAAAGUCACUAGUCAAUUCACAAUCAACGCAGAUGCUAAUCCAGUGAAAGAUGCAUUUUCUGAUUUGCUCAAAAAAGGACAGCGGCAGAUGAGAUACAGGCUAAAUAAGAAAUAUUUCAAUGGUAUACCAGCAAAUGAAGUUAGAACAACUUCGCCGCUAAGCUCUAUGACUGACAGUGAGUGGAAACAACUCGUGGACAUGUGGUCUACCCUAAAGCAUAAGGAAAAAUGUAUAAAAAAAAAGAUAGCUGUGAGUUAGUUCAAUACCACCAGAUGACAGGAUCUCGGAGCUAUGUUGCACAAUGCUAUGUCAUGAAGCAAACCAAAAUUUAAGGAUGUGCCACCAACUGCGAUUGAUAUUUUCAAGGACAACCACUGCAGUAGCAAGUCAGGUUUUAAUGAGAACGUGAAGGAUGCCAUUUCUCAAAUGGAGGCCUAUGUUGCUCAACCAACAGAAGAAGGCAAAGAUCCAAAGACUCCUGUUGAAGCUAUAGCUCAUGUUCUGCCAAAAUCAACUUUUCUUCGUAAUGUUGGUAUGCAGUCCACAAAGAUGAAGAAAAAUGCCAAAGCUGCUGCAAUGAAUGAUCGUGUGCGUGAGCUAGAGAGUGAAUUGCAUGCUGAGAAGAUGGGAUCAGCCGGAAUGCAAUUGCAGAUAGCUGAUCUGCAGAAGCAAUUAGAGGACCAGAAAGAGGCAGCAAGGAAGAAUGAAGAAGAAACUGAGAAGCUAAGGCAACAAGGAAGUGAAAACCAAAGCUUCCUUCGCUCCUUGUUUGGCAGCAAGUUUGCAUCAUCAGAUGCUCAGCAGUAAGCUCUCAUACUUAGGUUUCAGAUGAUAUUUUGGUGACAGUGAACUUGCGACCAUUUUGAUUGUGGGAUGUUAUUUUGAUGUUGUUGUGCUUCUGGCCGUUGUGCUGUUGCUGUUGCUGCUGUGCUUUUGGCCAUUGUGUUGCUGCUGCUACUGUGAAGCUAUUGCAGAUGUGCUGUUGUUGCUCUCGAUGUAGCAGGAAGAUGAGACUUUGGAUAUAUAUUGAAUUAGUGGAUGGAUGUACUGGUAUUGCAUUUUAAGACUUGUGGAAUGUGAAAUGCAUGUGACAUUGCAAUCA
This is a messenger RNA of Oryza brachyantha (malo sina), 1710 nucleotides long. RefSeq lists its product as uncharacterized. The record is from RefSeq and is a predicted model, not a curated record. Lineage: Eukaryota; Viridiplantae; Streptophyta; Magnoliopsida; Poales; Poaceae. Bases 114 to 866 code for a protein of 250 amino acids. The transcript is spliced from 7 exons.